Molecule: messenger RNA, 1203 nt
Organism: Australozyma saopauloensis
Lineage: Eukaryota; Fungi; Ascomycota; Pichiomycetes; Serinales; Metschnikowiaceae
Exons: 1
Coding region: 1-1203 (400 amino acids)
Source: RefSeq, a predicted model, not a curated record
AUGGGUCUAAUUCAGAAUUUUUGGAUGGGACUUGCUAUUAUAGUCUUAGCCACUAUAAUUGAUCUAUUUGUUUUUUUCAAACUCCAAAAGCCAUAUUCGCAAGAUCGAGACAUUGAGGACCAUGUAUUUUUGGUUGUAGGAGCAAGAACUACUCUCGGAGAAUCUAUUGUUCGAGAAUUAGCCGGUCGGGGUGCCGAAGUCAGAGUAUUGUGUGAUUCCGCAGAUAAUAAGGAGAACGAUGAGUUUCUCGAAGGAAUGCGCCGUGACACAAGAUCCAAUAAAAUUGUCAAGGAAGAGUGUUCCUUGAAGCUGUAUGCUUCUAUUUACAAUUUUGUGAGUAAUUGGAAUGAGAACAACGACUUCAUCCUAGAUAGCGUUGUGUUUUGUGCCUUUGAAGACGAGCAAAAGGCCAGGAGCCAUGACGAGUGCCUCGAUCUGGUAAGAGUCAAUUUCUACUCGUACAUUCUCUUGUUUGAACUUCUUUUUUCAGAAAGCAUACCGCUAGAGAUGUGGCCCCGUUUCGUUUUUGGAUCCACGCGAUUUGCUGCAAAUAGAAUUGAAGUUAGAGAACAUUUGACAAAAGUGACUACCUGGUGGCAGGAAAAGAUCAACAGAGGGCCGGUUGACGGUAUGCCAUCAUUGAUUCUUGCCGAGCCCGACCACCACAGAUGUUCGUUAUUCGAAAAGCUUUGUAGCAAGUCGACGAUGAUGGAAUCGUUAUUCAUGAGAGUUUUCAUUCAGAAGGAUAUCAAAAAUUUACUCUUUGCUUUGCUUAAUCCUGACAUACCGAAUAGUCAAGAGGUACUGUUAGUUGGAAAUCACAAGUGGAUGAGACCUGUUCAGCCCAAUGCAAUUCAAAUAAGAGAAUGUGGCGCUUAUUAUGAAGAGCGGCUCAGAUUGAUACUGUGGUGGCAGGAUAAUGUGUUUUUCGAGUUUUCUCAGAAUAAUUCACCCUUCAAUACAAUCCUGUGGAACCCUAAAAUUGUUUGCAAUGAUAUCAUUGGAAAGACUGAUACUAGAACAAUUGGAAGUUUGCCUCAACAAUUCUCUCCCGAUGGGGAUGAUGAUACUCUUGUGAGUAAUAGUUCAUCUGAACAGGGAUCUGAGACUCAGGUACGAAAAUCGGACGAAUUUAGUAUCGAUGCGAAACAUUUCUUGUUCAAGAGAUUAAAUUGGAAAAUUACUUUUAAGAGAGACAAGUAA